GUUACAUGUUCUCGUUGUUUUAUAUCAAUUUUUAGCAGAUCGUUCAGGUGUUUCUUUGUAUUUUCGCUUUUUUCCAGUUGAAUUUCCUUCAGAAUUCAUCAACUCUCUUUUUCUAUACCUCGCAGUUCGUAAAGUAUUUCCUACAUCAUUUCCAAGGCCUGGGGAAGUUGUGCGUCUCGAUAGAGCUGUUACGAAAAUUUUGGAUAUUAUAUCUUGGACUUCUUCUACUUGUCGUUUAGUCA
This is a messenger RNA of Cetraspora pellucida, 242 nucleotides long. NCBI's taxonomy places the organism in Eukaryota, Fungi, Glomeromycota, Glomeromycetes, Diversisporales, Gigasporaceae. The record is from the annotation of a GenBank genome assembly.